AUGACCGGACGGGUGCUCUCCCUCCUGCCCUACCUCAUCACCAUCUUCGCCCUCUCCCUCCCCUCGCCCUCCUUCCCCCUGCGCCUCUCGCUAUUCCUCCUCAUCCUCGCCCUCACCACCCACAUCCUCACGUCCACCGCCCUCCCCCUCGCGUCCCUCAACUUCUCCCAGGGUGCCGCCCUCGCCGCCCACGUCUUCGCCGCCUCCGAUUUCCUGCUGCUCUCGCAUGUACACACCGACUUGAAGAGAAACGGCCAGACGGGCGCGUGGGAGACGAUGGGGCAAUGGGAGCGCGUGAGGUGGGCGGUGAGCUUGGUCACUAGUCCCAGGUUGAUUGGCUGGUCGUCUACAUCUACGUCUACUCCUCGUCCUCCCCCAUUACAUGCCUCUCCCUCCCCUUCAACGUCAACCACCUCCUUCAUCCUCCGCCAAUUGCUCCACCUACUCCUCGAGCUCCUCACCCUCCUCGCUUUCAUCACCCUCUCGCCCUCCCUCCCCCACCUCUCCGCCUCCGGCCCCACCCUCGCCUCCGCCCCCUACCCCCUCCGCCUGCUCUACGCACCCCUCCUCGGCCUCGCCAUGUACGCCUCCAUCGACGCCCCCCACAGGAUCUGGCUCCUCCUCCUCCUCUGCAUCGGCAAUCCUCUUAUAUACGUGCACAACCACGCCUCGGUCAGCCCCUUGCUGUUGUGGACGCCCGCAGACUUCCAGCCCCUCUUCGGCAAGUGGAGCGACGCGUAUACGGUGCGCAGGUUCUGGGGGCGGACGUGGCAGCAGACGCAUCGCAGGAAAUUCAAAUCCCACAGCCGCUUCCUCAAAUCUCUCGUCUGCCCCGUCUGCCCCGUCUGCCCCCCUCCUUCAACGAAUAAUACAGACAAGAAUGAACCCCUCUCCCGCUUACUCGACCUGUACACCGCGUUCCUCGUGUCGGGGCUCAUGCACGCCGCGGGGGAGUACAUGAUGCUCGCCUCCCCUACUUCGCUGUCUUCCCUAUCUUCCUCUUCCCUUUCACUAUCUUCCCUGUCUUCAGGUCAAAUAAUGGGAAUGGGAGGAGGAGGAGGAGGAGGAGGGGGAGGAGGAAUAUGGAGAGUAUGGGGGGUGAGAGUUGGGGGAAGUAUAAAAUUUUUCAUGAUCCAGGCGCUCGCCGUGCACGUCGAGAGCAUCGUCCUCGGAGUCGCGCGCGCGGUACUCGCAAGACCGACGACUACACUUGCUUCUGCUCCUGCGCCCUCCGAAAAUGCUCCUGCUCCUCCCCCUCCCCCACCUCCUCCUCCUCCCCCUCGCCAUAUAGAUCCUCUAACUCCCCCCCUCCCCUCACCACCACCACCACCACUAAUAAAACUCCUCAAAUGCCUCGGCUAUGCGCUCGGCUACAUCUGGGUCUGGCACUGGUUCGCGUACACGGCGCCCGUGCUGUUUGAUCCCCUGCUUGGGGCGGGGUUCGUGGAUGAUCUGCGUGGGGGUUUGGGUGGAUGA
Pleurotus ostreatus (oyster mushroom) is the source of this 1476-nucleotide messenger RNA. RefSeq lists its product as uncharacterized. The record is from RefSeq and is a predicted model, not a curated record. NCBI's taxonomy places the organism in Eukaryota, Fungi, Basidiomycota, Agaricomycetes, Agaricales, Pleurotaceae. Bases 1 to 1476 code for a protein of 491 amino acids. The transcript is spliced from 2 exons. Gene Ontology annotation, biological process: lipid metabolic process.